AGCAUCGCCAGGUCGAGACGCACCGGACCUCGCAGACGCGCCAGUGCACGCCGAGACUGUGCUUACCGAAUCACGCAAAACAACAUGCUCCAGUUCGGCGGCAGGGUGCGCGGCGUUUCCGCGCUCGUUUCUCUCAUUCUGGUGGCGUUGGCGGCGGCAUCAUCCGAUCUCUUUGACAACCAACUGGGCGAUAUCAAUUACUGCAAAAAACAAUGCCAGAUGUCCAUCAAAAACAAAAGCCCCGCCAAAGACUCCAUCAUGAACGCCUGUCACCGCGGCUGCCGGCUGUACUCAAUCUGCCAGUUUGUGAAUGGAAAUUCAGGCAUCAAUACCAGCAAGGAAGAGUGCCAGGGAGCGUGCCAGGAGGCCUACAGCAAACUGCUGGAGCAGGAGGCCUGUAGCACCGGGUGUGCCAGCCAACCCGCUGAGCCAGAGAUCAAAAGAAGGAAGCUGAAGGCCCUGACCAACCGCCCCAAGCCCAUUUCUGUGAUGGAUGCCUUGUCCAGCUGGUGCAACGACAUCGUCAGUUCCGCUCAGAGCUUCAUUUCCUCCACCUGGACCUUUUACCUGCAGGCUGAUGAUGGGAAGGUUGUUGUGUUCCAGAGCCAACCAGAGAUCGAAUACUCUUUGCCUGAGUUACAAGCUCCGCGCUCCAAUGUGGCUGACAAACCCUGGCCCCAAGUCAACUCUCACACACAGCGACCGCAUACCGGUGGUCGGUCGCACGGGGAGCGGAAUGCGGCAAAACCUGGAGCCAAAGGAAAGCAUGUCAGCCAACACGCUGAGGAUGCAGCUGCAGAGCAUGACUUCCUGGGCUGCAUGUCAAGGCGCUCAGGUCUGCCACGCUGGAUAUUAGCAGUGUGUCUUUUCCUAUCCAUCAUGGUGAUGCUGUGGCUGAGCUGUGCCAGUCUUGUCACAGCACCCGAGCAACACAUCAAGAAUCAGCAGAUGAUGCUUUUACAGCUAAGCAUCAAUGGCGACAAGGAGUUCUUGGAUGACACCCAAAAGGUCAACCCCUACCACCUGACACCAGUGAUUGCCAUGACGAUCAGCCAAUCGGAGGAAAGCAAGGAGGCGGGUCCGCUUCCAGUCAAGGUCGACCUCAGCAAAACAUCGCUUUAAAGGAAGUACUUUCGAUGACGGCACGUACUCAGAGCAACCAAUCGAUUUAGAGGAAAUACACAUCAUUUUUCUAAAUAAAAAUACCUGCAUGAUGACAUUUAUUAUAUUGGUUAUAUAAGUACGUCCUGUCCAAAUCCUACUUCACCUGCUGAAUCGGCAAACCUCAUGAAAUCAUAGUGUUAGGUGCUCGUUUACAUAAUGUACUAACUUAUGCGUCGUCGACUAUAAUAUAUUAUACAUCGAAAACUGUAGUUACGUUUGAGCUCAGCAUUUUUCUUAUCGCUGUUGUGAUAUCGCACUGGGAGCUCAGACGAUAGAUAAUGCCGCUUAUAAAAACCUCGAAAGAAGAGUAUAGGAUUAUUUGUCAAGUUCUGGAGGCUCUACAGCAUUGAGAUUAUAAAGAACGCAAUACGAAUAAUAUUAAACAGUCAAAGUGAUCUUCCUAUUUAGUAACAAGUAUCACAAGAGUUCAAUGGGGAUCUGUCAGGAAGAGUCUGACUUUAUUGCACACUUCGAUUUUUACUUCGAUGUGAAUAGAAAAAUCAAAGGCGAUCAUUUAGCGAAAGAUCAAGUUUGUAACAGAUGUUCCAGACGACAUUUACAAAGCAUUUACAAGGGACAUGACGUCCACAUCCUUUAAAUUGAUAUCAAUAUUAGAACUUUAAUUAGGAUUGUAUUAAAUUGUAGUUCAAUUUAGUUGAAUUUUUAUAUGCGUACAGAAAUGUAGGGACAUUUUAAUAUGCUUAUGCAUCUAAAAUCGAAUUGAACUACCCACAUUUACAUUAAGGAAGCAUGGUGUGUAUUUAUUUAUUUAUUUCUGUAUUUAUUCAAAACUUUCAGUAUAGCGUCUGUUGUCUUUAAUGUCUCAUUUAGAUAACCCAGUGCCACUGUAAGAAAGAUAGAAAGACACAAACAUAGCUUGCUAUAUGAUUCUAAUGCAUUAACCCUUGCUUAUAUAUCUCUGACCUAUUACAGAUUUUGUUUCAUCCUAUUGGGAAAACUGACCCAUAAAGGGAAAGUAAAGGUGUUGGGGUGGGGUUUAAGAUGGGAUGAUUUGUGUCUGCCUACUGUACCGCCAGGCUUUGACAAAUACAUAUUUUGUAACCAGACUGUAGAAUCGAGGAGCUUUCAUGGCACUAUUUGUCUUGUGCAGCUAUUUUUCACUUUUAAGCCAAGCCACGGUGCAUGCUUGUACGCUAUGAGACAUUGAAUAUAUUGUCCCAUCUCUUUCUUCGAAAGCAAACUGCUGUAGGCUUGUGAUCUUUGUGUUUUUGCUAAAUGUUCAGUAAUUAUGACUAUAAAUUAUUAUUAAGAAGAGGUGUGGUACCUUAAUAAGCCAUUUAAUAUCUACUCCUGGUUCUAAGCAACGUCAUUAUUGUAUGAAAUAAAAGUCAAUGAUAUCUUUUUUCUCUUUUGAACCGUUUACAUAACAUAAUCCACAAUAUCAGAUGAAUAAAGUGUUUUCAUGUAAUUAA
Messenger RNA from Paramisgurnus dabryanus, 2597 nucleotides. RefSeq names its product transmembrane protein 59-like (gene tmem59l). Lineage: Eukaryota; Metazoa; Chordata; Actinopteri; Cypriniformes; Cobitidae. The record is from RefSeq and is a predicted model, not a curated record.